Messenger RNA from Ilex paraguariensis (yerba mate), 1175 nucleotides. The record is from the annotation of a GenBank genome assembly. NCBI's taxonomy places the organism in Eukaryota, Viridiplantae, Streptophyta, Magnoliopsida, Aquifoliales, Aquifoliaceae.
GGUAGCUUAAUAGGUUUUGCUUUUACCAUUGCACAAAGCAAAUGGUCCCUGUAUGAUUCAGUUUUUAUGAAGAUCGUACUGAAGCAUCUGUACGAGCCACGAGGGCAGAGUUGGAAUUGGGCUUCGGAUGUUGAAUCUUUUGCCAACUUGUUGGUGUCUUUUGCCUAAGCAGAAUGUAGGAAUAUAGCACAACUUGCAAAGGUUAGGAUAAUGAAGAGACCAGGCCAGUGGGAAGAACUUCAUAUAUCUCGCAGCAUCAGGUCUAUUGUUUGCCUCAGCUUGCCCAGUUUUUCUGGUGGACUCAAUCCUUGGGGGACGCCUAAUAAGAAGAAACUUCAUUCGAGGGACUUGACACCUCCAUAUGUUGACGAUGGCCUUCUUGAGAUUGUUGGUUUUCGAGAUGCAUGGCAUGGGCUUGUUUUGUUCUCUCCACAUGGGCAUGGGACUCGCCUUGCACAGGCCAAAGGAAUUCGUUUCGAGUUUUGCAAGGGUGCAGCUGACCAUACAUUCAUGAGGAUUGAUGGAGAGCCAUGGAAACAACCCCUCCCCGAAGAUGAUGACACUGUUGUCAUUGAAAUCUCUCAAUUCAGCCAAGUCAGCAUGCUUGCCAACCUAACCUGCCGAUCAAAGAGUGUGCAUGCACCUUUGUCACCAUGGAUUCACGAGGACGAUGAAUAUGAAAGUAAGGAAGAAGAAUCUGUAGAAGACAGGGAAGAGACAAGAAAGUUAGGUGCGGCUGACACUUUCCGGUUACCAGCGGAGUUCGAUAUAGCUAAACUUAGUUAGCCCAUGCAGGUUCUGCUGCAUAGCUCGGACUGAGUUCCUAAUCGUGAGGUUCAGGAUAACUCUUCAAGUACUUAGGUUGUUGACAUCAGUUUGUGUACAGUUUUUUGCCCAAGCUUGAUCCGGGACGUCGCGUUAAGUUCAUCUGCUAGCACCAGUCUUAACCCAUUCUCCUUUUUUCUUUUCCUUAUCUCAGUAGCCUUCAAAAUUUCAAAUCACCGAACACAGCUGCGUUAGUGGCAGCAACUGAGAUUCCACUAUAGUUUUGUAGUUGCUGUGAUAGUUGAAAUGCCGUGACGAUGUGCUAUCUUCCUGCCAAACACUUUUAACGUCUGACUAAGAGUUAAAAGUCUGUGAGACUGUGAUUCUUUGUCUAUAGAUGCAAACCUCAG